CACUCCAUCCCUCCCAUUCCACUGCUCCUUCCUCCUCGCCUUCGACCGCCAUUGACACCACCUGCAUUUCCACUUCCCGUUCCUGUUCCUGCAACCCGAAUGCGCUUCCAUUUUUCCUCUGCUCCAACCCUAGAGUGACCGGUCCUGUUCUUGAGAUAGAGCUGGGCACCAUUUCCCUUCCGCUUCCUUAGCCAAACCUUGAGAAAAAACCUGCGAAUCAUGUAGAGCACACCAUCUCCAGCAUCGACCCAGAUCCAACCACAAAAACCACAAAAAAAUCAGUCACUUCCUAGUUUCAAAAGGUUGCAGAAAAUCUAGCAUAUCUAGUAGGCUGGAUUCACCCGCACCGAGUCCUUAGCACGAAAUCUAGAAAAGCCUCCAGAUCAUGUAAAUUUGUCCGCCGUCUUUCCUUGCCAUCCAGACAAAAAACCAACAAAAAAAAAGGUUAACAGAAACUCCAAUCAUGUAUCGCUAGUCGUAGCCAUCAGUCGCGGUCCUGUGAUCCUGCUGGAGAUAAUCCGUCCAUUGCCGUAGCACCACCUUCGCAAAAAACCGUCAAAUCAUGUAGUUAGUGAGCCUCCUAUUUCCGUUCCACCACCACAUUCGUCUUGAAAAAACCCCCAAAAAAGAGAGGGAGAAGAGAGAGUUGGCCGCUUGAUUAGCAGAGUGGUGUGAUGGAGUCGGCGGCUGGGGCGGAGACGCCGAACCUGUCGGCACCGGCGACGCCGGGGACGCCGGCACCGCUGUUCGCGGGGGCGCGGGUGGACUCGCUGUCGUACGAGCGCAAGUCGAUGCCGCGGUGCAGGUGCCUGCCGGUGGAUGCGUGGAUGUCGUCCAACGCCUGCGUCGUGGAGAUCCCCGCGCCGGACGUCUCGCUCCCCCGCAAGCUCGGCGCGGAGUUCGUCGGGACGUUCAUCCUCAUCUUCUUCGCGACGGCGGCGCCGAUCGUGAACCAGAAGUACGGCGGCGUGAUCUCGCCGUUCGGGAACGCGGCGUGCGCGGGCCUGGCUGUGACGACCAUCAUCCUGUCGACGGGCCACAUCUCGGGCGCGCACCUGAACCCGUCCCUGACCAUCGCCUUCGCAGCGUUCCGCCACUUCCCCUGGCUCCAGGUCCCGGCCUACGUGACGGCCCAGGUGCUGGGCUCCAUCUCCGCCGGGUUCGCGCUCAAGGGCGUCUUCCACCCGUUCCUCUCCGGCGGGGUCACCGUCCCCGACGUCACCAUCUCCACCGCCCAGGCCCUCUUCACCGAGUUCAUCAUCACCUUCAACCUCCUCUUCGUCGUCACCGCCGUCGCCACCGACACCCGCGCAGUGGGCGAGCUCGCCGGGAUCGCGGUGGGAGCCGCCGUGACGCUCAACAUCCUCGUGGCCGGGCCGACGACGGGAGGGUCGAUGAACCCGGUGAGGACGCUGGGGCCGGCGGUGGCCGCGGGGAACUACAGGCAGCUGUGGAUAUACCUGGUGGCGCCGACGCUGGGCGCGGUGUGCGGCGCCGGCGUGUACAAGCUGGUGAAGCUCAGGGACGUGAACGGCGAGACUCCGCGCCCGCAGCGCAGCUUCCGACGCUGAUCCAUGUGCACGCAAACUCCGGCCCGUGCAUGUACGGUUGGUUGCUGAUCAGCAACAACCGGGUGCGUACGGACGCCGGUAAACAUAUUACUCCUACGAUUUCCAUGUUCCAGUGCCGCGGACACACCGUGACUGCUAGCAUAUUUGUGUCCCGUGAUUGUAAUAAAUGAAUUAACGCCGUUUUGCUACGUCCAGAACGGCGUGGACUCUGCUUUAUUUACUCCUACUAAUAGAAUGUCCGUGCAUUGCUAUGAUUAAGUGACAGUCCUUUGAAUA
Molecule: messenger RNA, 1847 nt
Organism: Triticum dicoccoides
Lineage: Eukaryota; Viridiplantae; Streptophyta; Magnoliopsida; Poales; Poaceae
Product: aquaporin NIP3-1
Exons: 4
Coding region: 675-1571 (298 amino acids)
Biological process (GO): transmembrane transport
Cellular component (GO): membrane
Molecular function (GO): channel activity
Source: RefSeq, a predicted model, not a curated record